CAUUAAUCGUGAGUACUGUCCCUCUGCCGUCCGAAAGAUAUCGCUAGGUAUAAGUAGAUGAGCCUCAGACAUCUUUGUAUUUGGAAUCAAUACUAUCACACUCUUUCAUUACUUUGCUUUACAGCUUCUUCCAGUCAUUUCAACUCCUAUCCCAGAAUAGUCUUUUGGUCACAAUCGUGGUUUUUACCUUCCAUACCUAAUGUAUAUUCGCAAUAUUCUGGUCUCUGGCCUAGCGGCUGCCAGCACAGUCCAAGCCUACAACAACGACACAUUCGGCGAAGAUGAGAAGUGGAUAGUGGCAGAUCCAGCUCCAGUACAGAAACGACAGUUCAUCAACGUCUUCGGCCUACUCAGCAGCAUCUUCGGCGGCGGCAACAAACAAGAUACAAGCGAAUGCCCUGCCAUCUGGACCCAAAUAUCCGCCACUCUUACCCAACAAUUCUCCGCAAACGGCGAAUGCACAGAUGCUGCUCGGGCCGCCAUCCGAGCUGCUUUCCACGACUGCUUCCCAGGAGCUUGUGAUGGCUCUCUCAUCCUAGCCAACGAGUGUGCACAAGCCCCCAGCCGCGGCCUCCAGCGCUUCUGCAGCAACCUCGCAGGUGUAGCCUCGCAAACCAACGUCGGCGUCGGAGAUCUCAUCCAGUUCGCCGCCGCACACGCCGUCAAGACAUGUCCUGAAGGACCCGUCGUCCCCAUCCGAAUCGGGCGACAAGAUUCUAGCCGCGAAAACGACUGGAGAAUACUACCACGAGGCGAUGCCAGAGGAAACGAUGUCGUCAGAUUAUUCUCAUCCAAAGGUUUUAGCCCCGUCGAUCUCGCCGCCCUCCUCGGCGCCCACUCAACCGCCAAACAACAAUUCGUCGACCCCUCCCAAGCCGGCGCCGCUCUCGACUCCACCCCAGGCGUCUGGGACAUCAAAUACUACACCGAGACUCUGCGUGGAAAUGCACCCUUCAUCCUCCCAGCCGACAGAAAUAUUGCGAGGAACCCGGCGACUGCGCUGGCUUUUGCGCGGUUUGGGGUUAGUAAGAAGGCGUGGGAUGAUGCGUUUGUUGUGGCUAUGGUUAAGAUGGGGAUGAUGGGUGUGACGAAUCGGAAUAUGAUUGAUUGUACAAGUGCGUUGCCGAAGAGUAGUGCGGCGAAGAGGGAGGUUAAGGAGAGGAGGGUUUCGGGGAGGUUUACGUGGUAGGUGGUGUAAAGGGGGGAUUGAGUGGAAGGCCGAUCUUGAACAUGUGUUACGAUAUUUUUGUGUAUAUUUCGGCUUUUUCUUUUGUCGUUGUUAU
Bipolaris sorokiniana ND90Pr is the source of this 1283-nucleotide messenger RNA. RefSeq lists its product as uncharacterized. The transcript has 2 exons. The record is from RefSeq and is a predicted model, not a curated record. Bases 200 to 1189 code for a protein of 329 amino acids. Lineage: Eukaryota; Fungi; Ascomycota; Dothideomycetes; Pleosporales; Pleosporaceae. Gene Ontology annotation, biological process: response to oxidative stress. Gene Ontology annotation, molecular function: peroxidase activity; heme binding.